Sceloporus undulatus (fence lizard) is the source of this 1056-nucleotide messenger RNA. It is a transcript of the gene SPATA22, whose product is annotated as spermatogenesis associated 22. Bases 22 to 1056 code for a protein of 344 amino acids. Gene Ontology annotation, biological process: gamete generation; meiotic DNA repair synthesis; homologous chromosome pairing at meiosis. The transcript has 9 exons. Lineage: Eukaryota; Metazoa; Chordata; Lepidosauria; Squamata; Phrynosomatidae. The record is from RefSeq and is a predicted model, not a curated record.
CCCAUUUGAACAAUUUUUUAAAUGGUCAGUCAACAUAUAUUUGCAGGAAACAUGAAGAGAAGUUUCCCUGAGAAUUCAACCCGUACCCCAGGCUGUCUUCCCGUUCCGUUGUUCAACCAGAGGAAGAGGACCAGGCAGCCGCUCACUUCGAACCCUCUUAAAAAUGAUCCAAGUGCCAACAGCACAGCCGAUAAUUUUGAUUUUUCUUCCAUGCUCGCAGAUUGUGGAUGGGAAACAACAACGCUUGAACCGACUCAGUCACAGAAACAACAGGCAUUGGGUUACAUGAAAUCCGUCAAAGGCCACUAUCUAGUGGAGGACAAUGACUUCAAUGCCAACACUUGGAAAAGAAACGACUCUUCGGCUUUCGGAAGAGGAACAGGAAACAGACAGAGUUCACAAUAUGAGAACUGGAAGGGGAGCGGACCGACGCAAGUGAAACUUGCUGGUAACCGACAAGCAUCACAACAGAGUGGCAACAGGGCAGGAGCGAUGGAGAAAAGCAAGUCCUCCACGUCCGCCAUGCUGAGAGGACCACAGCCGCAGAGCAUGCCGUAUUCAUUUCAGCGCAACCCUUGCCAACCGAAGGCUCACGAGGAAACAGACAAUCCGACUCCAGAUGACAAAAUGAUCCAGAAAGGGCCAGCGCAUGCCGCCAGACUGAAAGAGAAAGAUUAUUCCCUCAGAAUCCUCUCCGCCGUCAUCGAAAGUAUGAAACACUGGAGCCAGUAUGCUGACAAAACCCCAUUGUUGUUUGAGGUUUUGGGUGUGCUGGAUUCUGCGGUUACCCCUGGGCCUUAUGGUGCCAAGACUUUCCUUUUGAGAGAUGGGAAAGAGAGCGUGCCGUGUGCCUUCUAUGAAAUUGAUCGGGACCUACCGAGAUUGAUCCGAGGCCGGGUCCACCGCUGCAUGGGGAACUACGACGCCAAAAGGAAGGUCUUCCGGUGCGUCUCGGUGCGGCCCGCCACCGCAAACGAAGAGCAAACGUUCCAGGAUUUCGUCAGGGUCGCCGACCUCGAAAUGGGCAAGUACGUAAAAACGAGCAACGAAGUUUAG